This is a messenger RNA of Chelonoidis abingdonii (Abingdon island giant tortoise), 2142 nucleotides long. RefSeq lists its product as uncharacterized. The record is from RefSeq and is a predicted model, not a curated record. Lineage: Eukaryota; Metazoa; Chordata; Testudines; Testudinidae.
GCAUGACGGGUCAGCCAGGACAGCAGCUCAAUAUCUCGCCUAUCCGUGCCGGCCCUCCCUGCAGCACCAAAUGGAACUGGGACCCUCCCUCACCUGCUCCGUGGGGGCCACCUGUCCCCAUCGCCCCUCCUGGUACGACCAAGAUGGCACACGGCAGAGCCCAAAGCAAACCCCGGGUGGGUCUGGGGCAACCGAGCUGCGAAUAUCCCCGUCCCAGCUGGCCCCUGGCGCGGCGCUGAGAUGCCAGUUGGAUGGAUACAGGGAUGAGUGUGACUCUGCCCAAUCCCAGCCCCUGGGGACAGUCGCCCCCAACGUUCCCAGGGUCGAGGUUUCGUGGCCGGCAGGGAAGGCAGUGCUAAGGGAAGGCGACAAUUUUACCCUGCGCUGCCAGGCUGCUGCCCUGCGGCCCGUCACCAGGUACGUCUGGUCCCGCGGGGACGAGUGGCUGCCAGAAGCCAGGCAGGAUUUACGUGUUGACAAAGCAGCCGUCUCCGAUGGAGGGAGCUAUGCGUGCGGGGUCUGGGUCUCCGGCCCCGGCUGGGGGUAUCUGAGCCUCUCUGCGAGGGAAUCGGUCGAAGUUCAGUUCCCCAGGACACCCACGUACAUCAUAGGACUUACAGUUGUGCUUGUCCUGUUAUUGCUGGUGGGGCUGGUUGGCGUCAUAGCUUGGAGUAAGAUGCGGAGCAAACGCCAAGGAAUGAGCAGCAAUCCACACCAGCCGGGCCCGGGGGAGACCCCGGUGUCUGAACAGAUCUAUGAGAACACCCAGCACUAUGGCAUGGGGCAGCCAGCCCACCUGGCCCCACCCAGGCCCCCCAGCGCGACCACCGAGCUGUGCCCUGGCUCUCUGGCCAGCAUCGGGCAAUCCCACAUCUACAGCCAGCCGAUGGACAUGGGAAAAGUACGGCAGGAUGACUCGGACGAGGUUCAGUACUCGACCAUCCAGCUGCAGCCUCCCACCCAGAGAGCAGAGCCUGCCGCCGACCUCACCUGCGAAUACGCUGCUAUUAAGUGCUAACAUCCAGCUGCGGUUCACCUGGUGCGUCCCCUCAAAUUCAGGGCAGCCCCACGGCCUGGGCAACACACUUGGCCAGGCUGGGUGAACUCCCUACCCCUGACUCUGGGAAUUAGGCUCCAAAUUCAGAGGUUUUCUGGAUCUGGAUUCUUAGAGGAGGCCCCGUAAAUGAGACAUUCACGGGGGCGGCGCAGGGAUCAAAGGGUGGAGGGAGAUGCUAAGGCCCAGCUCCUGGAAGGGAUUUUGGUGCCUAACUCUCCUGGGCUUCCGCCCCGUGGAAGGGCUGUUUCUGUCACUUCCCAUUGACUCAAUGGACAUUCCAGGCUUCAGCGCAACGCAGACACAGCGCGGCUCUGCUGGACUCACACUAUAAAGCUUUAGAACUAAAACACAAAGCAUCGAUUGUCCUGUUGUAGCCGCGUGGCCCCGGAUUGUGAGAGAGACAAGGUGGGAUAUGGUGAAAUCGACAUUUACUGCCAUUGAGCAAUGAAAAUAAUUUAAAUCUUCCAAGCCUACAUGUCUUUAUGCCUGGCCAAGCUUCCAUGUGAUACCAGCCUUCUAGCCAAUAACCGAGAACCGCCCUUAUCCUAAGCUAAUGCAUCGAUUUCUUUGUGGUGGAUUCUAGGCUCAGCUGCCAAACCUCUUACUGAACAGUCGUUCACUUAGUACUUUCGCUUAGUACGUCCACAGGCCUGCAGGAUUUGGUUUUUAGUGGUAAAUGUCAAUUUCACCGGCUCUCACCAACGGCCAAAACAUAUUUCCCCUGAUAAUAAUUGACAUUGGCAGAUGGGCCAGGUAAGAAAACUAAGGCUUGAGAACCUAGUGUUUGAUUUAAGGAUAUUGAGUUGGCUAUUUUGACCAGGGAUGUUGACAAUUGGUGUUUUAAGAGUUGUAAAGUGUUCACUCUUUCAGACUCUACACAUGCAGUCAUGAAAUAAAUAUUGGCUGACACCUCCCCCUCUCCACAAUUCCCUGCAAUCAGGACAAUUUAAAUUGAUAAAAUUAGUUUAAAGGCCAAAAUUUUGCACAGAUAUGAAAAUUUAAAAUCAAUCCAAAUUUGAAACAUGCUUAAGAAUAAAUAUCGAUAUUGUCUGUUGAACUUAGGGCUGUGGAUUAAUCGCAAUUAA